Messenger RNA from Colletes gigas, 1200 nucleotides. Its product is annotated as AH receptor-interacting protein. The transcript has 7 exons. The coding region runs from base 162 to 1121 and encodes 319 amino acids. Gene Ontology annotation, molecular function: peptidyl-prolyl cis-trans isomerase activity; protein binding. NCBI's taxonomy places the organism in Eukaryota, Metazoa, Arthropoda, Insecta, Hymenoptera, Colletidae. The record is from RefSeq and is a predicted model, not a curated record.
GUAGUUUGAACGAUGGUUUCUCAAAAAGUAAAUUGUCCAUCGAGAAUGAUAACCUCGAGAUAAGUGUGUACCGAAAGUAAUAUAAAAGAUGCUUUACACUGAUUAAAGUUUACAGGUCACUCAACUGUAUAAUUUAAGUUGUUGAUAUUUACAUUGUUAAGAUGGAGGAUAAGGAACUUAUAGUAAAAACUGUGAUCCAUGCAGGAACAAAGCCAACCAAUUUUGUACCUGGCACCAAAGUUGUUUUUCAUUUUAAAACAACGAAAUGCAAUUCAGAGAGGACAUUACUAGACGAUAGCAGGGUUAUGGGGAAGCCGAUGGAGCUUGUUUUAGGCAAACAGUUCAAGCUGGAAGUGUGGGAAGUUAUCGUACAAAAGAUGGCGUUGAAUGAAGUGGCAUGCUUCAAAGUUGACAAGAGUCUAGUCACGGCAUAUCCCUUUGUGUCUAAAACACUAAGGGAAGUUGGGAAGCCACAGUCGGAGAAAAAGGCUCACCACUGUUGCGGUGUAACUUUACAGAACGAAGGAAUUGGAUACGAUGAUUUGAACGAGCUCAUUAAGUGUCCUCAAGAUUUAGAAUUUACAAUUGAACUUGUCCAAGUCAUUUUACCAGAAGAAUAUGAUAAGGAAUCUUGGCAAAUGACUGAAGAUGAGAAACUAAAAAGUAUCCCGGAUAUAAGAGAGAAAGGGAAUGCACUGUUCAAAGAGAAAAAUUAUGAAGGUGCUUGUGACAUAUAUGCAAAGGGCAUUGGAAUGUUAGAACAACUGAUGCUCGCGGAGAAACCAAACGAGGAAGAGUGGCUGGUAUUGAAUCGAUUGAAAACUCCGCUGUUACUGAAUUACGCGCAAUGUAAACUGAUUCAAAGAGAAUACUAUGCGGUCAUAGAACACUGCACUUCGGUUCUCAAACAUGACACAGACAACGUGAAAGCUUUAUACAGGAGAGGCAAAGCAUACAUAGGCGCCUGGGACGAAGAGAACGCCAUUAAAGAUUUAAAAAGAGCUGCCAAAUUGGAUCCUUUAUUACAGAAUACGAUCGAAAAAGAGUUGCAAGCAUUUUCCGCCGCUAUCAAGGAAAAGGAUCAAAUAGAAAAGAACAAGUUGUUGAAAUUGUUUAAAUGAACAGCGAGAGUAUAUACGAUGCUUCCGAUGAUUUUUAUUCAUGACUGUUUUGGAAUUUGUAUUCGUCAACGCACAAUAU